CCAUAAAAUGACCUUAAUCCAGGUUGCACUUUGUAGGGGCUAGGGAACAGGAUAGUAUUUCGGACACUGCCUCUGUUUUCCACAAGAGACACAGAAGAAGAGGUGCCAUGGCAAUAUCGCUACAGCAACCAGACUCGACCAAUCAGGUGUCGCUGUUCAGAAACGGCGUUAACGAUUGGCUCGCUGAUCUCUCUGCUCCCAACGAUUGGAGAGAUUCAAUAAACAGUGGCCGAAUCCCAAAUAGCUCGGCCCUCCUUGUAUCAGUUCACUACAUAGGCUGUAAAAAUCAUUAGCAGUAGCACCCUGUGUAGUGAUCUAAAUGUGUAAAAAGGACGCGUUUGGGUUUGCGUUUUAACUCACGCAAAGUGUAUUCGUUCUGCGGUCGAGAACAUUAUUUUAUUCAUAAAAUAUUGAUAUUAAACUAAAUUCAGUUAAAAUAAUGUUUUAUUAUCCUAAUGUACUUCAUUACAGAACUGGGUGCUUUGCGACAAUAUGGAUGGCGGCCACGAAGGGCAGAAGGAUAAACCGGCGGGAUCUGCUCAAGGUCAACGUUCAGAGCACAUGCACAGACAUUAUGAACUACGUGCUGGUGCGAGUUCCUCCUCUGGCUGCGGGUCUGCCUCGGCCUCGCUUCUCCCUCUACCUCUCCUCCCAGCUGCAGUACGGCGUCGUGCUCGUCUUCCACCGACAGUGCCAGCUGCUGCUGGAGGAGAUCCAGGAGGCCAUUGACCGACUGCACCGUUACCGUGUUCAGGUGCAGAUUGACAUGCCGCCUGAGGAGAUCAGACAAACUCAAACCCUUCCGGAUGCUCUCGCUCUUCUGACCGAGUCAGAGGGGGCCAGAGAUCCAUUCUUUGGAUCAAUGGAGUUUGGUAUGCCCAGUCCAAGUACCCUCAUGCAGCUGGCUCAGGAAAUGGGUGUGGUUGCUCCAGAGGGUCGACUGUCUCCACCUUUAGAAGGCAUCACAGCGAGUCAGGAGUCGAUCACGAUAACCGAACGGGAACCCGUUCUCAUGCACGAGCCCGAGUUUGAAGGGGCGGAGCUGCAGGAGAUCGACAUGGUUGAAAUGUUGCUGGAGCAAUCGGAUCAGUUCCCCGAAGAGGGCAUCUUUUUUCCAGGAGAGGAAGAGCGGGAACGAGAGGCAGCGAGGCGAGAGAGAAGAGAAAGGGAGAGAGAAGAGGUUGUAGAGAGAGAGAGAGAGCGAGCAGCAGCAGAAAUAGAGAGGACGAGGGAUCUGACAGUGUCUACCCUCUCCAUAGAGCCGGCUCAGAUCACUGAAGUACCAAGCAGAGACGUCGUAUCUGUGCCCGAGGAGGUGGAACUGCCCGCUGUGGUGCCCGAGCCAGCUGAAAGAGAGAGGACCCCCGAGCCCGUCCCGAUUCCACCGUCCCCGCCUAGCCCAGAGAGGAUGGAGCGGCGCAUAGAGAGUCCUCGCCUGGAGGAGCUUGUCCCGAUCCUAGAAGCCCCUGUGGAGGAACGAAGGAGGAGGAAGAGGCAGCUGGUCUUUAUGGAUGAAGAUGUACAGAUCGCCCAGGAAACACUGCAAGCCCAGAUUAACGAUCCAAGCAUUGAAACCAAAUCUUUGGCGGAUGUUCUGAUCAGAGCACCUUCUCAAGUGAGCGAGCCCAAAGUACUUCUCAGUAACCCCUGCACAAAGCUUCCUGCUGAUAUUCUAGAGUUGUGGAAGCAGGGUGCGGUCGUCCAACACGUCCGUCCAUCCAAACCCCGCAGGGAGGUUGAAGAAGAGGAUCUGGAGGCCGUACGAGAAAGGGAGAGAGGGAGAGAGGAGCAAGAAGAGGGAGAGAUACCCACAGAGAUGGUGGAGUCCGGCAUCUCACGAUACGAGACUCCAGUUUCUUCUCUGGUGAUGGAAGCAACAGACAGAGAAAUCUCGCCCAUGGAGACUCCUGAGAUGCGACGGACUCCUGUUCCUGUAUCUGUGCGUGGUUUGGAGGAGAUUCCUGAGGAGAGAGUCCCUGAACUGGAGGGUGUCAUGAUGGAUGUUGAGCCUCUCAGGCGAAUCGAUGCUAUUGGGGAGGAUGAAGUGACAUUUCACUCUCUACUGCCCCCUGGAGUCAGGCGCAGAACCGUCGCUCAGGCUUUCUGGAGGCUGCUGGAGCGGAUUGACAAAAAAGAGGUCACAGUGCGACAGGACGAGCCGUACGGUGACAUCAUCAUCUCAGUGAUAUGAUUGAGCCACAGCUGGCGUGAUUUUUCUUCCAUUUUCAUUCCAGUCUUUUUUUUUUUUUUAACAAGUUAAAGCACGGGUUGUUAAAGUUCCUGAAGAUUUAUAUGAACUUUUUAAACACUAUGUUAAGUUGAAUUAUUGACCAUAAACGGAAGACAUUUUAUAUAAUGAAAUGUUGUUAACCCCAAAUGAAUUUGUUUGUCUAUCUAUUUAUUGAAAUCGGGUUCUGCUUAAUAAUUGAGUCUUAUCGUUUUCAAAAUUUUUUUAUUGAACGUUGAUUGCGAAACUUUUGAAAUGUUAUCAUUGUUGGAAUUUUUUUUUUAAAUGCCGUGUUUUGCAUUCUGUUUUUUCAUGAGGUUGUUUCACAGUUUAAUUUUAUACGAGUCGUGUACUGUGAUGAUGAUGAUGUGUUUUUA
Molecule: messenger RNA, 2604 nt
Organism: Neoarius graeffei (lesser salmon catfish)
Lineage: Eukaryota; Metazoa; Chordata; Actinopteri; Siluriformes; Ariidae
Product: meiotic recombination protein REC8 homolog
Exons: 18
Coding region: 440-2191 (583 amino acids)
Biological process (GO): synaptonemal complex assembly; mitotic sister chromatid cohesion; replication-born double-strand break repair via sister chromatid exchange
Cellular component (GO): cohesin complex; synaptonemal complex
Molecular function (GO): protein binding; chromatin binding
Source: RefSeq, a predicted model, not a curated record